UAUAGCUCAAAUUCAUAACCUAUGUUACAUGUCAUGCAAUGAAUACGGUAUCUAUACAAUUGAUAACAGGAAAAAAUUGGUUUUAUAUUCAUUCAUUGUAAUCAUUGUAAUGUAAGGACGUGUGCAGUAGCAUAGUAAUAUAGGUAUACUCAUGCGCAUUGGAUAUAGAUACAUUUGUCGAUCUAUACGAGCAUUUUCUGUCAAUUCGAAUCAUCCAGCGGAGCAGUUAACAUGAGCAGCAAGUAUUAUGGUAAAGUCAGAUCGAAAACCAAAAUCACUCCAGCAGAAAGCAAGAAGAGGAUGACACACUGGAAAAGACGGUCAAUUACAUCGGUUUGCUUAGGCCUAUUGGCACUGGUUUUAUGUUUUUCGCUGUAUAACAUUUUCGAAAGACAUACGCAGAAAACAGAGUCGCCAAUACAAGCAUUUCGACGGCAGAAAAUAAACAAACUUUUGGAUAUUGUGCGUGAAAUGCAUCGCCAAGUGUUUUCAAACGACUUUAUGGCAAAUUAUAAAGAAUAUAUUAUCAGAAAUGCAUCACAAAUAAACGCUUUGAAAAAUAAUAAAAACGCAUCGCAACGCGUCGUCUCUAAAAAUAGUGAAGAAUACGAUCACAACAACGAAAAAAAAAAUUCAAGUUUCAAAUACUUACGGCUAGAGUGUUGGAGUUUUGAUAAUGAUUUGCUGAAUACCCUUAAAAAAAAACAAGAUGUAAAUAAAAUAGAAAAAACAGAAACAAUUGAAUUAUUCUAUCGUAAUCAGAUUAAGAACAGAACAAAUAUACGAAACGCCAUUCCAGAUAACUUGCGUUGGCAGCCUAAGGAAGAUAUAUCGAAGAAAAUGCUAAAACCAAACGAAUUCUACGGACGUGAUAUUUCGUACUCCAAAGUAGAUUGCAAUACUUCUUUAAGAAACACUUUGAAACUCAGCACAGUCUUCCAGGAUCGUUAUAUAGCUGACGUUCCAAUUCUUAUUUAUCAUUCCAUGUUCAGCCCGCGGGAAUACUACCAAAGGAGAGAAUAUCAACCACCUUUCGGUUGGAAAAAUGCUAGUUACGAAGAUCUUUAUCGGACUGUGAAGCUUCUUCGUAGCAAGGCACAUCGCAGCCUUUUUGAUCACCGGACGGGAGAUGGAGGAGGCAAAAGUGAUUGCAGACGAUGUGCUGUCGUAGGCAAACUUACAUCUUUGCUGAAGUCGAGAGCUGGCUCGAUGAUUGACUCGUAUGCUAAUGUAUUCAGGGGAAAUGUUGCAGUAACUGAAGGCUUUGAGGAAGACGUCGGGAAAAGAACAACUCAUUAUUUUUACACUUUCUCGUCACUAAUAGAAUCCAAGCGAAUUUCGGCCAAAUACGGUCUCCAGUUUAUUGAUGCCCUCGCGAAGAAGAACGUAAAAUAUAUUUCAUCAGACACUGACGAAUCAACCUAUAAGUAUUUGCAUAGGCUUUUGACGAACCAACAUGCAUCCCAGCUAGAUAAUAUAGACCCAAGAGGAAGGCGACCACUUUUACUUCCAAGGAAUAUGUCAGCUUCAUUCAGGCUUCUUCAUCCAGAUUUGCUGCGGUACGUCACAGACAGAUGGAUUAAUGUUACAAGUGUUUCUGGUGGUACAUUGGAUCUAGAGCUAACCAUGCUAUUUGUGGCACUACAUACGUGUGACGAAGUGGCUCUGUUUGGUCUAGGAAGAAGAUCGCAGAGAAUCAAAAGAAAUGCUCCCAGAACAAGGAAUUUACGAAUUGAAGAUAAACAAGAUGACGCGAAAACUAAACUUCUUAAUCAACUUAAUGAUAAUGGAAUAAUACACUGGUACAGCUGAAAAUCAUUAACUAUGAUACUAAACUUUUGCAGGUUAUACGUCAAAAUAAUGUUUUAAAUGAACAUACUGUAUUUGGAUCGGAAAGCCUACCAAAGUGAUUAGAAUAAGGACAUAUGGUGGCAGCGUAGUCCGAUGUGAAAUGCAGCCUAAGCUGUAGUAAGACUAAAAAAAAUAUUUAAGCAUGGGACUUCGGGGUGGUAACGAAUAAUAGGCCAAUGCUACUAAAUAGGCCUAAAACAAUGAUUAGUAAUAGUAUAAUUAAUAAUUAGUAUAACUGCAUACAUUGUACUAGGGGAAAAUGAUUAUACUUAAGUUAGAUUUAUUGCAUUCAAAAAUUUCCUUCGGGCCUUGCAGCCCCAAGGAAUUUUUUUCUAGCAUUAAAUCUAACCUUCGUAUAAUAAAUUGCCGCAGUGUUCUAUGCGCAUCUAUACUAAUUGUUUAUUAAUGUUAUUUCAUCUUUCAUCUCAGCACCUUACUUUCCACGAUUAAACAUUCGCGCUCUUUAACAACUAAAUUUCAUGACGCAAACAUCGAAAUGACAAUCAAGAAAUAACAAGAAACAACCACAAACGUCUAUUAAAUGGUUUACUUACAAGAAUGUUUCCAUGCUCAUACAUCACAGAAACCAGAUGAAAUUAUGAGCUUAACAAUCAAGAAGUCUAAGCAAAAUUGGUCCAAACUUAAUGGACAAUUGUAAACGACGUACGCAUGAGCGCAUAGUCUCAGUA
Anneissia japonica is the source of this 2540-nucleotide messenger RNA. RefSeq names its product alpha-N-acetylgalactosaminide alpha-2,6-sialyltransferase 2-like. The record is from RefSeq and is a predicted model, not a curated record. NCBI's taxonomy places the organism in Eukaryota, Metazoa, Echinodermata, Crinoidea, Comatulida, Comatulidae. The transcript has 10 exons. Gene Ontology annotation, molecular function: sialyltransferase activity. Bases 232 to 1812 code for a protein of 526 amino acids.